GACCUUCGAUCAGCACAUAACGGAUAAUGAUAUUGUGUGCGCAAAUCAUAUCCGAUACUCCGGGCCAAUACUACACGUCAUUUAACUCAAAUAGAUUUUCAACACACAUUCUAUGGAGCAGGAAAAUACUAACGUUAUAUUGAUUGAUCGAUUGAUUGAUACGUUAGUUAAUUUCAUCAAAAUAUAGCACUUGAUAUGGCAGAAAUUAGCAAAGCAUCUUGGUUAAACUAUUUCAGCUCAUUACUGUUAGUAUGUGCCUUUUCAAGAGGUUGUUUGGCCAGGGUAUAUACUGAAAAACAUGCAAUAGGAUGGUUUGGUGAGACGGUGCGUCUCCCAUGUGAAUUCCCCUACACUGAUGUCCUCGCAUUGUACUGGACGAACAGCAAUGGUGAAACAAAAGUAUCGUAUUUCAAAGGUGAACUUGUGAGCUUCGAUGAACGGUUUCGUUUGAAUGGUGACUAUUCAGUCGAUAUCCUGAAUUUAACGGUGUCAGACGAAGGAGAAUACACUUGCACAUUAGAACUUGAUUCUGGAGAUGGUUACGUUAAUAGUUCCGAACUCACCAUCUACGCAUCUCCAUCAAUGCUUCAGGUAACACCUUGUGUCCCUCAGUCAACAAAUAACCCAUACCAACAUCUGUGCAUCGUUGAAGCGGCCAACACAUAUCCCUUUAACCUGGAAUGUGUUGUCAGUGGCUUCAGACCCGAUGUUACGCUUGAAUGGACGUCAUCGGGUAAAGUGAAGCAGCCCCUUGGAAAUCCAUCCCGAAGGACAUUGCCCGAUGGUAGAUCUGAAAGGGAGGUGACCAUCAGUGUGGCUGCUAAAGAAGACGAAGAACAGAAUUACACCUGUACUGUUAGGGGCAAUGCCACCAAUGGCGCUGACCGGUCAACGACCGUUACUGUCCUGGUUCCACCUAUGUCGACAGUGAUCGCUGAACCUGUCAGGAGUGGACUAUCAGUUGGAGGCAAGGUUGCGAUAUCUAUCUUUGUUAUACUGCUAUUGAUAGCCAUUGGAAUAGUCGCUUUAUUUGUGACUUUGCUGGUUCUAAGGAGGAAGAAAAAACUACCGCCCCUAGGUGAAGUAGUCUUGAAUGUCAUUCCAUUUCUGAGAUCAGUGUACUUGCCCAUACCAGAUCCAGAAGAAGUGAGAUUACAAAGAAUUACAGAAGAAUUGGCUGAUGUACGUGAACGGUUAAAGGACUUCAAAUUUGAGCGAGAUGGAUCCGUUGUGAAGGCUGCACACAUCGGCCUGUUUGGAGAAAUGAGUGCUGGAAAAUCGUCCUUCAUAAACUCUCUUGAAUUUGCAUUUACAGGCAAAUAUAAGGAGAGUCAGGUGGUUGGUGACAAGGAAUCUGGUGGAGGAAAAACCAUUGCACGCACUGUCCUAAUGCUCACUGAGAGCAUUCAUAUUUUCGACAACCGAGGCAUGGCCGACUUCAAGAAAGAUUACCUGACUGAAGUAACUGCUCAGCUUCGUGGAGAACGCGGACCAGACAUAGAAGAAAUCAAGGCAAGUGAACAGGAAGAAAUACAUUGUGGUGUCUUCGUGUACAAAAUGUCUCAAUUCAACCGGCAAUACGGACUUGGAUUCAUUGGGGACUUCGCCAAAGAGCUCAGGCAACACACUGGUCAUCCCCCAAUGAUCGUUAUUACCCAUGCAGCAUCGCUUACCGAAUCGGAAAGAGACGACAUCAAAACAGAACUUGCUACCCAAGAUGUACGUGAGAAUGUGUACUUUUUCGAAAAUUACACGAAAAACAAUUCUUUGGAAGAUGAAGAAAAAAGUAUUGAGUUGCUGAAGUUCCUUGAAGAUGCCCUCAUCAAUUCAGAACUUAGUGUGGCGCAUACAGACAGAAGGAAAAGGGUAACGCCUGUGAAGCCAAAAGCCAAGGCAAAGAAAGAGAAGAAACACAGACAGGAAGAGCAGCCGUCGACAAGUAACGACGAGAAACCCAGUGCUGAUAAUGCUAAUGAAAAGAAGGGAUUAUUUGGAAGGCUCUCAUCUUGGUGGUGGGGAAAAUGACUUUUUCGCUCAUUUUUUUUUGUACGUGAGAUCUCGAGCUUAAUGAUUGGUGUGUGCUUGGUUUAUACGGAACGAUGAUUAUAAGCACAAAAGACUCUUGGACAAACCCACUUUUGCAUAGCAAAGCGAGACUAUAAGCACCACUUUUCCGACGGCGGCAGCGGCGACAUUUUCAAUAUUUAAAUCUUAACCCAAGGUUAAGUUUUUGAAACGUCAUUAUAAGGACCUAGUUUAUAAAAUUUGGAUAUAAGGGUAAUCAAGUAUAUCAAUGAACAUCCUGCAUAAGUUUCAGGUCACAUAACGGAGGUCAAAGGUCAUUUAAGAACAAGGUCAAUGAACUUUUGCCAUAUUAGGGUAUUAGUUGAAUUGCCAUCAUAUCUUUGAAAGUUUAUGGAUAUGGUUCAUGGAACUGCGACAUAUUAGAGUAAUCAAGUAUCACUGAACAUCCUGUGCGAGUUUCAGGUCACAUGACCAAGGUCAAAGAUCAUUUAAGGUCAAUGAACUUUGGCCAAAUUGGGGGUAUUAUUUGAAUUGCCAUCAUAACUUUGAAAGUUUAUGGAUAUAUAUAGUUCAUGAAGAGUGGACAUUGGGGUAAUCAGGUAUCACUGAUCAUCUAACACAAAUCUUAAGUCACAUGAUCAAGGUCAAAAUUCAUAUAUUGUUUUAUCACCAUAAUUAUGAAUGGUGUUUUGCAAAUAAUUAUUCUUCAGCCGUUUUUAAAGUCAGCACUGCUGCUACAUUGAAUCGCGUAAUGCAGGCGAGACUGCCAGAGGAGCUCCACUUGUCGUGUAGUUCGUUCACAGUCAUGGUCAGCGAUAUGAAAACAAAGUUUAUCAUAAUUCUCUAAAAUGAAUCAGUAUAAUCAAUAGGCACCAAAGGUGGAACAGACAAACGAAAGCCAAGUAAAGAGGAAUGUCCACAAUCUCUGAGACACUUGACAGAAUGAUAAUAAUGAUAAUAUGCAACAUCUAUAGGCUUAAUACGAAUUUUACUAAGCGCUGCAUACUAUUACCCCGGCACGACGACUCUUAUCAUGCUUAUGGGCCGCUAGAGCAUUCAAGUAAUUAUUUCCUAUUGGGUACCUAUUUACUACACCUGGAUGAAUUGUGGCAAAUGUAGAUAAACGCUUUGGCAAAGGACGCGAGCCCUGCGGUGGGGUUUGAACCCCGAACCUUGUGGUUCAAAGUCUGAAGACUAAUCCACUGAGCCACAACACCUUUACAAAAAUAGUGCGGUGUAGAUGUACACAGUAAAAGUGCCUUUUAGAACUGUGUUUACUGUAUGAACCUCACAGUAGUUGUUUAAACGGUUUAAACAAGUGUAUAAAUUCUUAAGCAACAAUUAAAAUUUUAAUGUUUAAUUCUCAAUAAAUCAAACAUUGUUUAAGCUAUUAAACGACUACUGUAAGGUUCGUAUGAAACAGCAUUGUAUAAAAUGUUAAAAAGGAUUUUUGCUGUGUUGUCACAAAACGGAACAGGGAUCGCGCUUAUCAAAACGGCAAAGAGGACACUGUUUCUCCCUGCCGACUGCCCCACCUACCCCGGGAGCUUAUUUCACAUCCCGGAGUGUUUUGUAAAAAUCCCCAGUGGCGUAACAGGCGGGGGGGGGGGGGGGACAGGGGGGCAAGCUGCCCCCCUGGCAGAUUCCACCGGGAAAAUAAAAAACGGGAAAAAGAUAAAAGGGAGGGAGAAAGAAAGAAAGGAAAGGGGAAAUGGAAAGGAGGAAAAGGAAAGGGAAAAGUGAAAAGAAAGCGAAGAAAGAGUAUUUUUUAUGGAAAAGGAAGGAAAGCGUGAAAAUGAACGAAAGAAGAACAUUUGAGAAAGAGCAAGUCAUUCCGAAAUAGGCCUAUAUGUAAUGCAAUAGCAUGAUGGGAAAUAAAUUUAAAGAUAACAAAAUGGCCAACAAUACCGGGAAAUGAAGUUAGAAUGGAAUUAGUCAAAAGCUAAAGUGGAAAACGAAAAAAGGGACAAGAAAAACAAAUUCAUAACACGGCCGGGCUGCCGUGGAUUGAAAAUAAAGAGCGGGAAGAAAGAUGGACUGCAAUAAGCUUCAGUGCUAAAUUGUAUGCAAAUAAGCUACCGGGGCUUUGCCCCAGACCCCAAGCAGUAGGGGCUCUUCAUCUAUAACCUUUAAUUGGCUCUAUAACUUCCCCCUAUAGGGACCCUUCCUACAUUAAACUUUACGUUCAAUCACUGGCGUACAGGCGUGGUGGUGGGGGGGGGGGGGGGUUCCACACCCAAGAUGAAAUAAAAGAAAUUAUAGGAGACAACGUAUAAUGAAAUGAAUGGAAACAAUGAAAUGUACAUUUUGCUGAAUAAAUAAAAUCUAUCAUAUUAUUAGAAUUUCAUUUUAAUAGGCAAUCUUUUUUUCCAGCUCGCUCUAAUCGCUGGCGACUUUUAACAAAUAUUCCCACAUUGCUAUGUUGUGUCCCCUCAAAAUAUUUGGUUCAUUACGCAACUGGGUUGAUUAAAUGUGUUGUGUAAAAGCUAUAAUAAUUAUGUAUAUACCCGCGAUAUUUGAUUAAAAUAGCGGCAAUCUGUGAGGUUUAAAUGGCUUUGAUGACAAGAAGUUCCGGGGGCUCCGCCCCGGACCCCAACCGCAAAGCGCACUGUCAUAUACGAGUAUGGUAGGGUUGGGCCAUGGCCUCCAAAAGUUCUACAACCAAGAACAAAAAACGAGGAGAGCAAAGCAAAGGAAAAGUGUAGGAUGUAAGUUUUUACUGAAUAUAAUGUCAAAACUUAUCUCAAAGUAAUAUUCUCAUGAAAAGGUGAUUUUUUUCUCGCUCGCUUCGCUCGCUCGGGAUUUAUAUUGAGUAGUUUUUUUUAGCACAUACGCCAUACUGCGCCCCUCUUUUUUUUUAUACUCUCCACGCUACUACCGCAAAGAAUCCUGUUCACAGUGGCAUACAGACCACACAAAAAAAGGAAUGGAAAGGGAGAAGGGUGAAAUAUAUUAUUCUCUGGAUAUCACAAAAUCGGAUUUU
Messenger RNA from Lytechinus pictus (painted urchin), 5008 nucleotides. RefSeq lists its product as uncharacterized. The transcript is spliced from 10 exons. Gene Ontology annotation, cellular component: external side of plasma membrane. Gene Ontology annotation, biological process: cell surface receptor signaling pathway; cellular response to lipopolysaccharide; T cell costimulation. The coding region runs from base 196 to 2025 and encodes 609 amino acids. NCBI's taxonomy places the organism in Eukaryota, Metazoa, Echinodermata, Echinoidea, Temnopleuroida, Toxopneustidae. The record is from RefSeq and is a predicted model, not a curated record.